Molecule: messenger RNA, 2958 nt
Organism: Bufo bufo (common toad)
Lineage: Eukaryota; Metazoa; Chordata; Amphibia; Anura; Bufonidae
Gene: PCDHAC2
Product: protocadherin alpha subfamily C, 2
Exons: 5
Coding region: 1-2958 (985 amino acids)
Biological process (GO): homophilic cell-cell adhesion
Cellular component (GO): plasma membrane
Molecular function (GO): calcium ion binding
Source: RefSeq, a predicted model, not a curated record
AUGGCUUGUACCCAGGGAUGUAUAGUGUUCCUUAUGUUGGUGAUACCGAGCUUGGUCACAGGGCAGCUUAAAUACUCGGUGAGGGAAGAGUUAAAUCAUGGGGCGUUUGUAGGUAAUGUGGUUAGUGACCUGGGCCUGGACCUCAAGCAGUUACCCACCAGGGGCUUUCGGAUCACCUCCGGUAACAGCAAGCAGUAUUUUGAUGUGAACCUGGGGAAUGGGGUAUUGUUUCUUAAUAGAACCAUAGAUCGUGAAACCUUGUGUGGGCCCAGCACCCCCUGUGUGAUCAACCUGGGGGUGGUCAUAGAAAACCCAGUGGAGGUGCACAAUAUCGAGGUGGAAAUACUAGACAUCAAUGAUCAUGCUCCUAAAUUUCCUAGAAACGACUACUAUCUAGAGAUUAGUGAGUCAGCCGUCCCUGGGGCCAGGUUCCCCAUCGAGAGCGCACAAGACCCCGACAUAGGCACCAAUUCCAUACAGACCUACAAGUUAAGUGACAACGAUUACUUUGCGCUUGACUUAAAGACUUUCAAUGGCAAUAGCAAGCUGAUUGAGAUAGUGCUGAAGAAGUCCUUAGACAGGGAGCAGAACGCUCUCCAUCAGCUGCUUCUCACAGCCAUAGAUGGGGGGAGCCCUGCAAAAUCAGGCACGGCCCAAAUUUCUAUAAGGGUGAUGGACACAAAUGACAACACCCCGUUUUUUGAUAAGUCUACCUACAAGGCCAGUCUGCUGGAGAACUCGCCAACUGGUACCUUAGUUGUGAAGUUAAAUGCAACAGAUCCAGACGAAGGGUCAAAUGGGGAGGUGACGUAUUCCUUCAGCAGUUACACGCCCCAGAAAGUAAGACAGUUAUUUAGUAUCGAACCGAGAACUGGAGAAAUAAAGGUGAACGGUGUUUUAGACUAUGAGAAAUCGUCAUCCUAUGAGAUCUAUAUCCAAGCCAUUGAUAAAGGCCCGGUUCCGAUGACGGGGCAUUGCAAAGUGUUGGUUGAGGUGAUCGAUGCUAACGAUAACGCUCCGGAGAUAAUGGUGACUUCAAAUUAUUCUCCAGUUGCCGAGAACUCGCAAGUAGACACCGUUGUGGCUUUGAUGAGUGUAACAGACAAGGAUUCAGGGAUAAAUAGAAAGGUUAGUCUCACCAUACCGCCAAAUCUUCCAUUUAAGCUGAACUCCUUCAAGGACACCUACAAACUCUUAACCGACGGCAAACUAGACCGUGAAAAGUGCUCUUCUUAUAAUAUUACAAUAACGGCUACGGACUCUGGGGUCCCACCUCUGUCUUCUCAGAAAACACUUUAUGUGCAAAUCUCAGACGUGAACGACAACCCUCCAGUAUUCGAGGAGUCCUCCUACUCCGUGUAUGUUCUGGAGAACAAUCCUCCGGGUGUCUCACUUUUCUCCGUAAAAGCCAUAGAUCCAGAUGCCAAUGAGAAUGCAUUUGUAUCUUACUUACUUCUCCAAGGAGACGUCGAAGGCGUUCCCGUGUCCUCCUAUGUUUCCAUUAAAUCGGACAACGGCACCAUAUAUGCUGCUCAGUCUUUAGACUAUGAAAAGUUUCGAGAGUUUCGCUUGAUCGUUCAGGCACAAGACGCCGGGAACCCUCCGCUCAGCAGCACCGCCAUCGUAUAUAUCUUCAUCUUAGACCAAAACGAUCACGCCCCAACAAUUCUGUAUCCAGCUCCUACCAACAGUAAAAGAUCGAUUGAGAUGAUUCCACGGGCGGCAGGGGUUGACUAUCUUGUCACAAAAGUCAUCGCAGUCGAUGCCGAUUCGGGUCAAAAUGCUUGGCUGUUUUAUAAUAUGGGCAAAGCCACCGAUCCAAAACUUUUUAAGGUGUCUCUACAUACAGGAGAAAUAAGGACUACCAGGAAAGUAGCAGAUGACAGCGUUAACAGCUACAACGUGACUGUCAUAGUAAAAGACGACGGGGAGCCGCCUCUUUCUUCAUCUACCACGAUAAGCAUUGCAAUAGUCGAUAGGAUUUCAAAAAUCAUGCCCAACUCACAACGGCAUGAGGGAAACAAGACAAGCUAUUCUGAAAUGACAAUUUAUUUGAUUAUUGCACUGUGCGCUAUCUCCUUUGUGUUUCUUUUAACUCUGAUCAUCAUUCUUAUUCUAAAAUGCUGCAAGUGUAACGGCAACGCUGCUCCCUGUUGUGCGUGUUGUUGCGUCGUUCCCAGUCCCAACCCUACAGAGGCGGACAAACAAGCAAACAAUAACAUUGAGACCAGGCUGCCGCCGGGAUUACAAGUGCAACCUCACUUUAUAGAAGUUAGAGGGAACGGAUCCCUCACCAAGACCUACUGCUACAAGGCCUGUAUGACGGCAGGAUCUGGAAGUGACACAUUCAUGUUUUAUAACACUGGGAUUCCCGUAGGGACAGGCCCGCAGGCGUUUAUGGCGGACAGGAAUAUGAAGAGAAUGAGUGGACAAAGCUUUCAAAACUUAAUCAUCUUAAAAAGUGAAACAACUACUCCUGUGGAGCCGAAACAUCCUAACCCAGACUGGCGUUACUCUGCAUCACUAAGAGCGGCAAUGCAGGGUGCUGUACAUAUGGAAGGGGCAGCCGUCUUACGUGGCUCAGUGGUGGGACUCGAACAACAGUGGCCAACGGGUUCCAGUGCAGCAGCAGUGCUGGAACCAUAUGGCGGUGACGUGUCUACCCCGGGAGGAGCUGGUGCAAAUUCCAACAUUUGGUCCUUCAAAUACGCGCCUGCCAAUCCCAAACAACCGGUACCGCAAAUACCGCCGGAUUGUCCGGAGAAUUUUGUCAUCCCGGGAUCCCCAGCCAUCAUUUCGAUCCGCCAGGAUCAACCCACAGACCAAGGUCAAAAAAAUAACUUCAUAACCUUUGGUAAAAAAGAAGAAACCAAGAAGAACAAGAAGAAGAACAAGAAGAAGGGAAACAAGAAUACCCAAGAGAAAGGAGAUAACGCGACUGACGGCAACGAUCAGUGA